UGCACACAACCAGUCAUACGCUAUUUGUACAUACCCAUACACAUCUACAUUGAAAGGAAAGGACAUGAACAUGGUUACAAAUUGUGCACUAUAUGCACACACAUUGUACGCACGUAUAUAUCAGCACAUAAAACUUAGAUAGAUAGCCUUGAAAACUGUUAAAAUGAUAAUCUGUACAACUUCAUUUAUGUAAUCGGACUAUCGUGUUUUAAUUUCACUCUACAAAAACAAAAAAUGCUGUUCUCAAUAAAACAAAUCCAAAUGAAAUAUACUUCUGUCCUUCUGUUUAUAUUGUUUAUCUAUGUCAACAAUGGAUCAACUCAACUCAAUCAACAUUUUCAAUUUCUAGCGCAAAAUGAUAAUCUGUAUGACAGAACAUAUGAUUAUUCUAAGGGUUUCACCGAUAAUCAUUUGACAUAUGAAUUGCAAUAUCCAAUACCAAUUUAUGAAACAUUAAUUCAAAAGAUUACUAUUUACAAAAAUGGUCUCUUAGCAUUGGAUAGUAUUUCUGAGGCUAACUUACCAUCAAACUACCCCACGAAUACAAGCAUUACCAAAAAGCGUUUACAAGAUUUUGAUGGUCGAUAUUUGAGCAUUUUCAGUUCGGUAAAUAACGGGAAUAGCGGGAAAAUCCAUGUUAGAGAAAUCGACUUACUGUCCACAAUGAAACUGUCAUGCGCUGAAAGAUUACAAAUUGACCGACUGACGAAAUUUAUUCAUCUGUCGUACGCGGAAGAAACCGAACUCAAAGCUCAAUAUAUCAUACACAUACUAUGGGAAAAUAUGACAAACAUACACUUAACUGAACAAAAGAGUAAUACCUAUGGAAUGAUAAUUGUCUCUAAUGGUGCGCAUUCCUACGCAUUUAUGCAAUAUGUCAACAUUGAAUGGAAUGAAAAUGACGUCAUUGAGGAUUUAGCUUUACCUCCAGAAUCGGGUAUAUUCAUGAGACCUUUGGGAGGUUAUCAAUUGCCUAGAAGUUCACAAGCUGUAGAACCAAGUAUCUGGUCGAAUGAAACAAACGUAGCUCUACAUGGUGAAUGGCUCGUUCCUUUGUACAAAUCAGAGAGUAUCGCAAAAACAAAUGUGUGGAAGUUAAAUGAAGCUGCCAAUGAAAUGAUUAUCUCAGUAAAUAGAGAAUGCAAUAAUUCACAGCUUCCAGUAGAUUUAAGUAAUCAUACAAAUUCCGAAACUAUUCUUAUCAAGAAUUUUGACUUCGAAAAUAAUACGGAAGAGAUGCUCACUAGAACACCUAGCUUUAGAAGAGGUCCAAGAGAUUUUGGAGGUUAUUAUUCAAACAUUUCAACCGAUGAGCAUUCCUAUGAAAUAUCUCCAGAUUCACCGAAAGCUACAUGGAGUAUACUUCAAGAGGAGAGUGAAUCAUCCGGCGUUGAUCCAGUUUCUGACAUGGAAAUAAAUAUUUAUACAGAAAAUCAAACUGAAAGCAGUAUCUAUAAUGAAAAUGAUCAGUAUGUAUCUACGAAUGACGAUUAUAUGCCACCAGAAACUAUCACAACACAGACAUACCAUGCCCUAGGUAAAUAUGAUGGAGAUGAACAAAGACGAGAAGUAGACGAACCUGUCAUCGUACCAGUUACAAUUCAUCCUUUAACAGAUGAUGAGGAUGAAGAUGAUAACAAUAAUACAGUUGAAUAUCGACGUCGAGAAGAAAUCAACUCAAGUGAUUUGGUCAAAUGUGAUGCUGUAACUGAGUGUAGUAGUCACAACACAGAAUGCUAUCGAGUUAAUAACUCCGCAUGCUGUCUUUGCAGUGAUGGCUUUUUCGGUGCUGGCAACUCUAAAUGUUGGUCUGAAGUUAAUGACCACAAAUUCUCAUUUUCUGGCUCACUAUCAGCACGCUUUGGUAGUGAAAAUAAUGCUUCACCAUUACUUGUCUAUUUGGACAGUCAACAUGGUUCUCUGAAACGUAGCUCUAGUGGAAUUCGUGGAGGUCGUAAUGACGAUCGGGUGUAUGCAACUAUACGUCUAAUAACACCAGUGUUCCAUAUUUUGAAUUCAAUGAUUUCUAGUCCUUGCGAUAAUAGUCAGAAAAGUGAACGCGUCUAUAACCUUUUUACAUUAGGAGAUGGAUUACAGCGCCCUUUCAAAAUAAUUUUCCAGUUUGAUAUUGAUGCAGUCGGCAAUCUCACUGUUCAAGCAACGGUGGAUCUGCGUGAUUUCUCGACUAGUUCAUACGCAAGUGGUGCAUUGGAUUUGGAGGCGUUCAGUGCACAGGGAAUAAAUCUACUAGAUCGGUCUUACAUAGAAGCUUACAGCGCUUCAGACAAACCAGAUAAAACCUACUAUACAGAUUACAGAAUUGAUGAGGGUGGACGCAUUGUAUUCUCAGAACAAACUGUAAAAUUUGUCGCUGAAAACCGUGAUUCAUCUGAUGGGAGCAGUUUCCCAGAAGAAAUCAGUGUACGAUGGUCUGCAGUUGCUGAAUCUGAAAGUUGUCUACUGAAACCUCUUAGUCCUGUGCCUAAAAACAAGUGGUAUUAUAUACGCCUGAAAGACCGUGGUUAUUGUAGUGAAGAUUGUUCUGCAUCAGAUGGGACAUGUAAUCUGUUUUGUGUAGAUGAACCAGUACUUAUGGCCACAGAACCAUCCCCUUGCGACUGUGUAACAUGUGAUCGUCAAGGUGAAGUAUGUCGCCCAGAAGGUACAUCAUAUAGAUGUGAAUGUGGUCAGGGUUUGAGACUGAUGCCUGAUAACACAUGCCAAGCGGCUUCAGUAGAAGACGUUCACGAUUAUCUUGGUGUACAGUGUGGUGCAGUCAACUGUCAUAGUCAGGCUCGUUGUAUUGAUCCAAAUCAAGCCUUCUGUCAAUGCUUACCUGGUUACAGAGGUGAUGGUGUUAGCCACUGUGAAAGCGAUCCAUGUUCCAAAUGUCGUCGUAAUGAAAUCUGUGAAAGUGGUGUUUGUAUACCAAGCGGCGUGGAUCUAUGUGAAGGUGUUCAGUGUGGAGAACAAGCAUUCUGUCAAGAUGGUGCAUGCGUUUGUACACCAGGCUACACAGGAGAUCCGGUUAUAAAGUGCUAUGAAGAGAGAGACCCGUGUACACUAGUACAAUGUCAUUACGAUGCCAACUGUCAUAAUGGUGUUUGUACGUGUAAAACCGGAUAUAUGGGUGAUGGUUAUCGAGAGUGUAGACCGAUAAAAAGUGAUUUGUGUGCUCGUAUUCAAUGUCAUCCAUAUGCGCAGUGCAAAGAUGGACAGUGUUAUUGUUCUCAUGGCUAUGUUGGUGAUGGGUAUUAUGACUGCCAUAUUAGAGAUCCCUGUUCGGGCGUCAAAUGCCAUGAUUACGGGGAGUGCAUAAGUGGAAGAUGUUACUGCAUGAAAGGAUUCGAAGGCGAUGGAUAUUAUGACUGUAGACAAACAGUUAAUGAUCUAUGUUCGAAUAUUCGGUGUCAUUCUUAUGGUUAUUGCCGGGAUGGACGUUGUUUAUGUGCGGAAGGUUUCGAAGGCGACGGUUAUUAUGAUUGCCAUAUAGCUAUUAACGACCCGUGUUCUGGUGUUAGAUGUCAUGAAAACGCCAAGUGCAUUCAAGGUGAAUGCCGUUGUAUGAGUGGUUAUCAAGGAGAUGGAAGACAUUACUGUGAUCCUGUUCAACAGGAUCCAUGUCGUAAUGUCCAAUGCCAUGAAUAUGCUGACUGUUACAAUGGUAAAUGUCAGUGUAUCCAAGGUUUUAUUGGAGAUGGUUAUUGGGAAUGUAAACGGGACCCAUGCAAAAAUGUUCGAUGCCACGAAAAUGCAGAAUGUAAUGAAAAAGGUGAAUGCCACUGUCGUUAUGGUUAUUCUGGUGAUGGAUAUUAUGAAUGCAAGUCUAAUUCACACGAACUGUGCGCAGGUGUUCAGUGUCAUCGUUUUGGACAGUGUUAUGAAAAUCGAUGCUAUUGCAGUCAUGGUUAUGUUGGUGAUGGCGUGAACUUUUGUGAUGCUCGCACAGAAGAUCCAUGUGAAGGAAUCCGUUGUGCUAACAAUGGACGCUGCCAGGAUGGUCAGUGUGUAUGCAAUCCUGGUUACGAAGGGGAUGGCUACAACGAAUGCAGGACAACGGAAGUGGAUUUAUGUGCAAAUAUUCGUUGUCAUCAGUACGCUAGAUGCGAUCGUGGACAGUGCCGUUGUAUGGAUGGUUAUGAGGGAGAUGGAUACUCAGAGUGUCGACAAGCCACAGAAGAUAAGUGCUCCCAAAUGAGAUGUCAUCCAGAUGCUCAGUGUACUGAUGGUUACUGUUUCUGUCCUUCUGGGUAUGAAGGAGACGGAUAUUACGAGUGUAGAAGAAAAACUGAAGAUCCAUGUGUCAGUGUCCAGUGUCAUGCAAAUGCUAGAUGUGAGAAUGGUUACUGUCACUGUAAUGAAGGUUACGAGGGUGAUGGAUACAGAGAGUGUAGACGUAAAACUAAUGCACCAGAAGAAUGUCGCGAAGAACAAUGUCACCAGUUUGCUAGGUGCUUCGAAGGCCGAUGUCGUUGUCUGGAUGGAUAUGAAGGAGAUGGUUACCAAGUGUGCAAUUUAAUACCUGGAGCAUCCCCAAGCUGUGGGACAUGUAACGGAGUACCUUUCAAAGAAAUUGCUCAGUGUGUAGCGGGACAGUGUGUUUGUGCACGUGGAUUUAUUAAAGUGAACCAAGGCGUAUGCAUGGAAUGUAUUCAAGACAACUGUCAUCGUGAUGCUCUCUGUCGACCAAAUGAUCAAUUCAAUGGUGCAUAUUCAUGCCACUGUAAACCUGGUUUCACUGGAGACGGCGUAUCUGUGUGCAAACCCGAAAGUGGAGGUGGCACAGAAAAUUAUCCACCUCCUUCAGUCGAUUCAACAUGUGGUGGAGGCUGUAGAAUAAGGAAUGCUGAAUGUGAUCGAUAUACAGGAAUGUGUAAAUGUCGAUCUGGUUAUGAUGGUGACGGAGAAAGAAGUUGCUACUGGAACUGUAAACUGUGUUUGCCUAAUGCAAUAUGUGAUCGUGAAAAUGAAAGGUGCAUUUGUCCGUCUGGUUAUCGCGGAGAUGGACAGUCAUUUUGCGAACAGAUUCCAGUUCGUGAAGAUUCUUUAAAAGUGAGAAUUAUCGGCGAAGGAGAAGUAAUGCAUAUAACGGAUGUAUCUCACCCGCUUGAAUUAAGAUGUUACGUAACUGGUAGUGAUCAAUCAUAUUCUGGCCAGUGGAUACAACCACACUCUGCUCAAGAGCCAUCAGUAACUAGAUCUAGGCAAAUAAAUGGAUAUGAACUUCUACUACGUAUAGACCAACCUGCAUUAACUGAUAGUGGAAGAUAUGAAUGUCGUGCUGGUAAUGUUCGUGCAUUUAUUGACGUAAAUAUAGAAGAAUCAGCAAUUCCAUUCAACGUACUGCUUACUAGUGAUGAUGGCAUUUUAAUGACGCAGUCUACUGAUUCUAAUGUAACAAAAGCCACAUUAUGGAAUAUUGCUGAAAACAAUAAAUACGGACCUGUUUCUAUGGUAGCUGAUUGCAACAGCCAACGAAUUAUUUAUACAUCUGAUUAUGGUCAUGCUAUUCGAUGGGGCAACGCGAAUUCUGGUCAGCAACAAUUAACCAUAAAAGAAAUAUAUAAUUCACAAUUUAGUCGAUUUCGUAAUUUAGCCGUAGAUCCACUUUCAGGAAAUGUAUUUGCCUGGGAUGAAGCAAAUGGAAAAAUUGUUGUUUUCAAUCCAACCAAACCAAAUAUUGGCUAUACGCUUGAAAAUUUACAUAGUUUAACAUCCUCAGUGCCUCAGAAUUUCGCAGGACUAGCUAUACAUCCUACGCUAGGUUUAAUGUAUUGGGCAAUAUAUACAGAUGGUUGGCGACCAAAUGGGACAAUACAAGUAGCUUCAAUGUCAGGUGAAAAUGAAGAACAAUUGUUACAAUUAACUGGUGAACCAUUAGCCAUAAGUAUAUCUCCAUCAACACCGGUGAAUGGUAAUUCAGCAGGAAAAUUGUGUUGGAUGCAAAGAUCAACAAAAGGAAUGUAUGGAUUAGUCACUGAAUUACAUUGUGCACGACUAGGUCAAACAGGCAGAGAAAUAUUAACUAAUGAAAGACUAAGGGAGUUUAAUCCCUCUGAAGAACCAUCAUUCGGCAUGACCCAGCAUAAAGGAACACUGUUAUGGACAGAUGCAACAAGAACGGUGUUUUACUCUAUUAAUCCUGACCGUCGAAUACGUGUUCGUUAUGUGUGCUGUUCCAAUCGUUUCCAAGCUUUAGCAGUAUUAGGCGAAUGUCCUCAAGGUAAUUAAAAAUGCAUUCACUUGACGGUUUCAAAUUUACUGCCUCAAAAAUAAUGUAUUUUUAUUCCUUAAAAAGUAUUUUUUUAUUCGUAAAUAAGACCUGUCCAACAUACGAUCCUGAACAGCCAAUCAGGACGCAAGAUCAUGAAAAGACGAUUAAAAAAGAAUGAAACAUUCAUACACAAAAAAUUUUUAUAAACAUCUACAGCAGUUGUACUGCAAUUUAUCAGUAUGAAGACUAAAUCAAAUUUCCUAUAUGAAUUCAUUACAGUGGCUAUAAAGUAAAUCAAUCUAUGUAUAGCUCGGAGUCUUUCGAAUGUGACCGAAGUAUUAUUCUAGAAUUUCAAUGCAUUUUAACUACUGGGUCAACAUAUUUCUGAGGAUAACUUAUUCAACAAUGAACCUACAGUUAAGUACUUCAUUUUCUAUAUUUAGACAGUUGGUCCGUAUAAAUAGUAUUUGCAAGUAACAAUAAACACUAUUAGUCACAUUAACACAUUUGAACACCUAUUUCCAUAAAUCACAUUCGUAACCUGAUAUUGAAUGGUUUAAACAUUCAAAAAUAACUAGCUGUUAAAAAAAUUUGACUUAUAUCCUGCUACUUUAGAUUUUUAACCAUAUGCAUUAUCAUACUGAAGCCACUUCAACUAAUCCAUGCAGUUAUUCUAAUGGACGUUGUCGUUACAUAUGUUUACCUAAUGAUGGUGGAAGAUCACGUACUUGUGUAUGCCCAGAUAAUGAACCUGGAUGUCAUAGAGAAAUGUGAAAUAUACCACUCUCAUAUUAUUAACAACAAAAAACCAUUUGAUCCCAGUUGAUAUUUUAACUUGUUGGUUUUGUUAUUCAUUCAUGUUUCUGUUGUUCCUGAUGCUGACACUCAGUUAUUUUCUUUGCCCAUCAGUUAUUCUUGAUUUCUUAGGGUAGUAAACUAUUGGACUUAUUUUACUGCCUGAAUCAAUACUUUGUGUUACUCUCUUGAGUUAAAAAAAUGAUAACUCAGUCUCCACUUGAAUCUAAAACAAUACCUACAAAAAGACUUACUUUCAAAUUUUCAUCUUAAAAAUUAAUUUAUAACAGGUGCAUGUCAGUGUAUUUAAACACAUCAAUAUUGAAAGGGUUACAGAAUGACUAAUUGUUUUAUAUGUACCAUUUUACAAGAGUAAUUCUACUCUUUUACUAAUCGCAACUUUGACAACCGACUAUACCUAAUAUUAUAAAUUGGAUAUUUCUUUUAGGAUUAGUAUUUCGUGAAUUGUUGACUUUUGGAUUUACCAUUGUUUAAUAAAUUAUGUUCGAUGUUCAAGUAUUAUUCACUUACAUUAAGAAAUACCAGUUAAUAUCCUAUAAUGAAGACAAAAAGAUAUCCGUUAGCAUAGCUGAGAUGACAGAGGAUGUCUUCGAACUCAUUAUUAUUAUUCCCUUGCAUUCCGAGUGGA
Trichobilharzia szidati is the source of this 7658-nucleotide messenger RNA. The record is from the annotation of a GenBank genome assembly. Lineage: Eukaryota; Metazoa; Platyhelminthes; Trematoda; Strigeidida; Schistosomatidae.